GAGCGAUUUUCUUCAACGAUACGUCAAAAUAUCAUAAAUCUUAUCUAAUUGAAAAUAUUGCCUUCUGAAAUUGAAAGAAAUUCUUUCGUCCCAUUUAGCCGGAUGAAACACCAAAAAAAAAAGUUUUGAUUUUUAAAAUAGGAAAAUGCUGACUGUUUGUUUUUUUACAACUGCCAUAAUUUUUGAACUUUAAUUUUUCUUUUUUUGUUGUGUUUUGAUAUAAUUCGAAUUGUGUUUGAUAGAUAUUUUUUUAUAAGUAUUUAUGAGAUAUUUACUUGUUGAUUUUGUUGAAUUAUGGUGUAUAAAUGAAGAAUGGAGAAGGUUUUAAGUAAUGUCGGUCUAAAUGACAAGGAAGAAUGUAAUAAUGAUGUAAAACAAAAAAUGGAAAAGCUCGAAAAGAAAAUCGAUGCAAUGCAGGCCGAAAUUAAUCAUUUAAAAUUUGUAUUUUGGAAAAUGAUUAACCGCAAACCUAUACAACAAAACAAACCAGAAGAUUCUAAUGAAAAUUCUUUAAGGUCGUCCAUUGUUAAUGAUAAAAGUGUCCAAUCGAAUCCAUUAAAAACAAAUAACGUUGAUUCCGAAUCAGAUCGGCCAUCUCCUGUAGCAAAGUUAGAAAGUUCAUUCAAAAUACCAACAAAAAAAGAAGAAAAACAAAUAUAUAAAAAAUAAAUGUCCAAACCAUACAGCCAACGGGAAGAUAAUAUGAUAUUGGACUACGCCAAAAAAAUGAAUGUGAUAGAUGGCGGAAAAGCUGUGUGGAGGGAGUUUUUGUCAAAUGGUUUUCUACCAGAGAGAAGUGUAGAAAGUUUAAGAACAAGAUGGCUGUCCUUAAAAAAAAAAAAUAAAUUGUAAAAAUUUAGUCUUUUGAUAUAUAUUGAAAAUAAAUUAUGUUUAUAUAAUAAAUGUUUGUUUUAUAAGAAGGAUGAAUUUUUUGAAAUAUUUGAUAUUUAAUUGUUUAAUGCAUUAUAAAUAAAAUUUCAGAAAAUAUAGUGUUCAG
This is a messenger RNA of Daktulosphaira vitifoliae (grape phylloxera), 997 nucleotides long. RefSeq lists its product as uncharacterized. The record is from RefSeq and is a predicted model, not a curated record. The transcript has 4 exons. The coding region runs from base 313 to 669 and encodes 118 amino acids. Lineage: Eukaryota; Metazoa; Arthropoda; Insecta; Hemiptera; Phylloxeridae.